Molecule: messenger RNA, 481 nt
Organism: Durio zibethinus
Lineage: Eukaryota; Viridiplantae; Streptophyta; Magnoliopsida; Malvales; Malvaceae
Source: RefSeq, a predicted model, not a curated record
GCAUGGUCAUCGACAACAAAGGGGAACAGAACAAGACGUUCACUUUGAACGCUGAUGCCUUCUUGAAGAUGAAAAAAUUAAGAUUGCUCAAAGUCUUCCAUCUCCUAAACUCUCAAGACCUCAAAUAUCUUUCAAAUGAGUUACGGCUUUUAGAAUGGAGCAGAUAUCCUUUAAGAUACUUGCCUUCAAGCUUCCAAUCAGACAAUCUUGUUGCACUUCUCCUACCUUAUAGCCCCAUUGAACAAAUAUGGAAGGGAAACAGAGUAAGAAUUACUUCAUUUGAUGUUUGCCUUUAGAACAGCAAGAGAGAUUAAGAGUUUUAAGACAUUUCAACUUUCCAAUAUAUUCGACUUUCCAAGCUUGAUUGUCUUCGAUUAUCAGAUUGCAGGGAGCUUAAAUCGUUGCAGAGCUCCUAAGAAGUAUAGGACAUGUGAUCAUAGAUGGUUGUGCUUCACUGGAAAUAGUUGCAGAUCCAACAACA